Molecule: messenger RNA, 1687 nt
Organism: Dipodomys ordii (Ord's kangaroo rat)
Lineage: Eukaryota; Metazoa; Chordata; Mammalia; Rodentia; Heteromyidae
Product: deoxynucleotidyltransferase terminal-interacting protein 2-like
Exons: 2
Coding region: 46-1680 (544 amino acids)
Biological process (GO): RNA processing
Cellular component (GO): nucleolus
Molecular function (GO): RNA binding
Source: RefSeq, a predicted model, not a curated record
CGCAGGGAAUCCGGCGGCGGCUGCCAGGGAUCCGGGAGCAGAGGCAUGGUCCUCACCAGGUCUUCCCGGCGUGAGGCCGGGGUUUCAGGCCCUUCGGCCGGAGGACCCCGACAGAAGAAUUCUUCUGCUGAAGAAAUUCCAGCACAUGCAAAAAGAAGGAAGGAACCUAGUUAUGAUGGCCUUACUGCUGAGGUUACAAAGAGCGCUGGGAAACAAAGUUCAUCUAACAGAAACAGGCAGAACAAAACUUCAGGCUUACAGACAGAGGUCAUUGAAUUGUCUACAGAUGGAGAGACCUCUGAAGCCGAAUCCAAUUGUUCUUCUGUGUUUGAGGUCCAGGAGCCCAUUGUAAGAAUAACUAGGAGAAGGCAGAUCAUAAUUGCAUCUUCUCCAGGUUCCAGUGUUAGAAAGAGAAAGAAAAUAGCUUCAAUAAAAGUGCCUCUUACUGAAGAAAUAGUCUCCGACACAGAGUCUCAUGCUUCAUCUACUUCUAGUAUAGUGCCUUCCACAGAAAUAAGGGCUAAAUCUAGAAUAGAUCCAAGCCAAGAAGCACAUACAGGAGCUGUAUCUGAUGCUGAGUCAUCAUGCUCAGAUAUUUUAUUCUCUGGAAAUACACCAAGGACAGCAAUCAAGAAUAUGCAGAGAAACUUACAGGUACAAAUAGAGAAGAAAGAUACUAAGACUAUAUCCCAAAGUGAAAAACAAAUCAUGGAUACAUCUAUGAGUUCAAAGGAUCUAGAUACCAAGAAUACCUCUCAGUUAUCAACAAGAGCACUUUCUCAGAUAAAUAAGCCAAUUGUCUGUAAUGAAACAGAAGAAAAACAGGCCAAUGUUGUCUCUCUUAAAGAAAUAAAGAAUUUGAAUGAAGAGGACAUAGUAGUGAUAGAUGAUGAAAAAGAAAUUAACAAGAAAAUUUCUCAGAUGAAGAACCUUUCUAAUCUUCAGAAAACUAGCCUUCAGCAGUUCAGUUCUCAAAUGCAUUCAUCCCCCUCAAAAAACAAAACCAUAGUAAAGCCCUCCAAUCAGAACUGUGAGGCUAUAAUGAAAUCAUUAGCUCAAAAAUUUGCAGUUGUGGAAGUGGACAGAUGGAAUGAAGGAAAAAAAGGCAACAUAAAAGGAAGUGACUUGACCACAUUCAGUGAUCUUGGUGGUAGUGAUAAAGAUGAAGAGGUUAUAGGUGUAGAUGGUGGUGGUACUGGUAAAGAGGAUGAGUUGACAAUUGUAGAUGUCAGUGAAGACAAGAAUAGCAAAGGGGAUGUAGAUCUUGAAUGUGAUACCACAUUGUGUAACUCUGAGCUAAACACGUCUCCGGAUAUUGGGGAUUCUGUUUUAUUAGUUCUCAGCAGUGAUGAAAGCCAGCAAUCUGAAAGCAGUGACAAUGAAGAGGACACUCUGUGUUUUGUUGAUAAUUGUGACCAAAAGGUGUCACCCAGUGGAGACUCAAAAAACUUGUCAUGUGAUAAUGCCUUGUUUGUAAUUGACACGACUCCUGGGUUAAGUGCUGAUAAAAAGUUUUACUUGGAAGAAGAAGAGAAGGCAAGUGAGAUUGCUACUGAGGAAGAAAAAGAAGAGCAGGAAGAGGAUGAAGGCAGUGAAGAAUCAUCAGAUAGUGAUAAAAAUAAAGAUGAUGAAUUUAGUGAUGAGGACGAUUUAUUAAAUAACACGAAGUCUAAACUGUAAGUUUCAU